CGACCAUCAUCGACACACCACACCCCAUCUCACCACUCUCACACUUGUUGGCAACAUGAUCCGCCCCGUCCUCCGCACCUCUGUCCGCGCCGCCCGCACCUUCUCCACCGAGGCCGGCGCCGCCGGUAACGACUUUGUUGCCCAGCGCGCCGCCGUCAAGGCCCACGCCAAGGACACCACCGCCCUCUGGCGCAACAUCUCGUUCUUCGCCUGCAUCCCCGCCAUCAUCGGCGGCUCGUUCUGGGCGUACAAGCUCGAGGCCGACCACCACCACCACCUCGAGCACCUCAAGGAGGAGAACGGCGGCGAGCUCCCCCACCCCCCGGCUUACGAGUACCUCAACAUCCGCAUCAAGCCCUUCCCUUGGGGCAUGCAGUCGCUCUUCUUCAACCCCGACGUUAACCAGAAGGUCGAGAGCGCUUAAGCGACAAAAUCUGCUAAUCGAAUGCAUGGAUCAAAGGCUG
Messenger RNA from Vanrija pseudolonga, 464 nucleotides. It is a transcript of the gene COX13, whose product is annotated as Cytochrome c oxidase subunit 6A, mitochondrial. Gene Ontology annotation, molecular function: enzyme regulator activity. Gene Ontology annotation, cellular component: mitochondrial inner membrane. The transcript has 5 exons. Gene Ontology annotation, biological process: mitochondrial electron transport, cytochrome c to oxygen. NCBI's taxonomy places the organism in Eukaryota, Fungi, Basidiomycota, Tremellomycetes, Trichosporonales, Trichosporonaceae. The coding region runs from base 56 to 424 and encodes 122 amino acids. The record is from RefSeq and is a predicted model, not a curated record.